Lonchura striata (white-rumped munia) is the source of this 4491-nucleotide messenger RNA. It is a transcript of the gene NBN, whose product is annotated as nibrin. Gene Ontology annotation, cellular component: nucleus; Mre11 complex. Gene Ontology annotation, biological process: telomere maintenance; mitotic G2 DNA damage checkpoint signaling; double-strand break repair via homologous recombination. Lineage: Eukaryota; Metazoa; Chordata; Aves; Passeriformes; Estrildidae. The record is from RefSeq and is a predicted model, not a curated record. Gene Ontology annotation, molecular function: protein binding; damaged DNA binding.
CUUAGCCCAGCCCGGCCCGGCGCGCGGGGCGGCGGGGGCGGCCCAUCCCGGGAUUUUCUCUGCCCGGCCCGGCCUUGUGCGGGUCGCCGGGGGCUGCCGGGCGGAGCUCCAGGAUGUGGAAGCUGGUGCCCGCCUCGGGAAAAGGGGAGCCAUAUCGACUUUUAAGUGGUGUAGAAUAUGUUGUUGGACGCAAAAACUGCACAAUUUUAAUUCAGGAUGAUCAGUCUAUCAGUCGAAGUCACGCAGUUCUGACUGUAAGUCAGCCUGAAACAAGCCCUAGUCAGUCUCUCUCAGUACCUAUAUUAACAGUAAGAGAUACAUCCAAGUAUGGUACUUUUGUUAAUGGAUCAAAACUCAAUGGUACUUCAGUGUCUUUGCAGUCUGGUGAUAGAAUCAACUUUGGAGUCUUUGAAAGCAAGUUUAGAGUGGAAUAUGAACCUUUGGUUGUCUGCUCCUCGUGUUUAGAUGUAGCUCAGAAAAAUGCUUUAAAUCAAGCUGUCCAGCAGCUUGGAGGCCUUGUAGUGAAUGAGUGGACAAAAGAAUGUACCCACCUUGUAAUGGUAUCAGUAAAAGUAACUGUUAAGACUAUAUGUGCUUUGAUUUGUGCUCGACCAAUUAUAAAACCAGAGUUUUUUCCUGAAUUAAUCAGAGCUAUUCAGUCCAGGCAACAGUUGCCAAAUCAUGAAAGCUUUUAUCCUCCAGUUGAUGAGCCUUCCAUUGGCAGUGAAAACCUGGAUUUAUCUGAGAAUCACGAAAGGAAAAAAAUAUUCAGUGGAAAAACUUUUGUAUUUCUAACUGCCAAGCAGCACAAGAAACUGGGUCCAGCAGUUGUUCUUGGAGGAGGGGAAGUAAAGUUGAUGACAGAAGGAAGAAAAGAAAUGGCUUUACUACUUUCUCCUGAAGUUUGUGUAGUGGAUGUGGGUUUGGCAAAUUCUCAGAUCUCAGGAUCUGACUCUAUGACAAACUGGACUGAUUCCAUUCUGACUGUCUUGGAAAGCAAGAAUCUUAGGGCUAUUCCAGAGGCAGAAAUUGGAUUGGCAGUUAUCUUCAUGUCUACAGAAAAAUACUGCAACCCUCAAAAGCAGCAUGCUUCCAAAGCUGUACCUGAAAGUUCUGCAUCAGCUGUCGUAGGCCGAGCCAUUUCCCAGAGUCUGGCUGUGGAUGAAACCGUAAUGCCAACUGCUGCAGAUAGCAGCACCUUAUACAUAGCUGAUACAGAAGAGCAGACAUGUAUGGAGAUAGAGAAUACUUCCCAGGUGCAUAGACAAAGGAAAAUGGCUUUCCACGAUACAACUGCCAUAAAGAAAAACAGUGGCACAAGUGGCAGUGUAAAUGCAGGAACAUCAAUACCUAGAGGGAACAUAACAUCUGGGUUCAGUCAAAGAAGUCAGCCUGUCUCACCAUCUAAACUUUUAGAAGCUGGCAAACCUCAUGGGAGUGCUUCACGUCACCAGUCCAACUCAAUUACAAAUUACUUCCAGGUUUCUAGAAAAAGGGAAAGAGCUGAAGAAGAAGAAACAUCUGUACCCAAACUAGCAAAACUGGAGGAAAGGUCCUCGCCUCUUCCCAAGUGCACUGAAUCUACAACUUCAUUAAUCCGCAACACUGAAGCAAAACGGCAUCAAAAGAAAAAUAACAUUCUUGACCCAAACCCAGGUUUUGCAGAAGACAUGAGUAUAAAGCCUAUGAGGGAAAGUGUCAAACUAACAAGUGAUAGAACAGACACUGAAACCACUUCUAGUGAAAAUCAUGCACCAAAAAGGAAAAAGGAAUUAGAUGAUUUAUCUAAAGAUACAGAAGCACUAGAAAUUGUGUUUGGAAGUGGAGACAUGGACUGGGAAGGUCAAAUGACAGAUCAUGACCAGGAAGCUCAAAGCAAUAAACGAAAAAAACAAUGUUUGGAAGCCAAAGGAAGCAGGAUUCCAGAAGUAAAUGUAAAUCAGCGUGAGGAGAAUAAAGUCUUGAAAGAAGAGGAGCUUGGAUCAGUUCUAACUUCAGAAAUGAAAAGUAAUAUCAAGCAAGAGUCUCCAGUCUUGAACCACAGCAAACUGCAGGAUGACUCCAGCAAUCUUCCUAGCAGGCUUCUGUUGACAGAGUUUAGAUCACUAGUUGUCAGCCAUCCAAGACAGAAGAGUCAUCUUCCUGGAAAUACCAGCUAUGGAGGAAAGAAAAAUUUCAAAAUGUUCAAAAAGGUAGCUUACCCUGGGGCAGGACAACUUCCACACAUUAUUGGAGGAUCAGAUUUGAUUGCUCACCAUGCUAAAAAGAAUUCAGAGUUAGAAGACUGGUUAAGGCAAGAAAUAGAGGAACAGAACCGACAUGCAAGAGAGGAAUCACUUGCUGAUGAUCUCUUUAGAUAUGAUCCUAAUGUGAAAAGAAGAUAAAUUGUGACCUGGAUUUACAGCGUUUCUCUGGCAAAACCUGAUUUCUGUUCCUUAGGUUUCCUGGUUACAGUGUGUAUGAUGUUCCUAUAUAUGACUAUUUGAAUAUCUCUUAUUGUAAGACAUGUUUUCUAAGUCUUGCUUUUAUUAAAAAAAAAAAGGAAAAGUUCCUUUCAUGGCUUGGUACUUAAAGAUUCCACCAUUGUCAAGGCCUUCCCAUUAUUUAUUUCACAGUAAUUCUCAGUAAAAUACUGUAGAUAUUUAGGAUUUCAUUUUAGGCUAUUUCUAAUAUGGUUAUCAGUACUGUUUUGGGAAAAAAAGGAAGUUAGCAUCAGACUUUUUUUUUCGGAAAGGCUUUGUUAAUUAGGUACUUUCAAGAGUAUUGUCUUAAGAACUGAAAAUCUUUUGAUGCUGAGAUACAACUGGUAUUUGAUCAUUAUAUAAGAUAAUAUCAUUGAUAUUAUCAUUAUUAUCAUUGUUGAUAAGAUAUAAUCAUUAUAUGAUUCAUAAUGAACCACUUCUCUGUGGUUCAUUUUGUAGAGCAUAUACUAUUGUUACUGGUACAGAGUAUCUUGGAAUUGAAAAAAAUAGCAUCUUUUUCUCUUCCUUAAACGUAUUUUUAUUUACACCUUUAAAUCAGUGUGGUUCAUUUGUUCAUUUGUUAAAACCUACUUUGAAGUCAGACAAAUUCUUAAAGAGCUGUUACACUCCAGUUUGGAAUUUUAAAUUAUAUGAUCCAUUUCUUUCUCUCAUGCAUUUACUUUUUGCAAUCACUGUGUAAAAAUAUGGCCUUCAAAAUAGUUUGAUUGACAGCAAAAGAUAUGAAACAACUACAUGUUUGUGGAUUAGGAGAGCUCAUCUUAAUGAUCUGAGAAUUGCAAUUAGUGAGAUUACCCUGGAAGUACGGUGAGAAAAACUUUGCAGACUUCCUGCUCAGGUGUAUGAAGUCUGUCUCACAUACAGAUAAAGAUGACAGAUAUCACAUACAGAUUAAGAUGGACAGUAGCUCUAUUGCAUCCUAUUUCAAGAGGGAGGAUCUCCUUUCUCAUGUGAGGAAGUGAUCUGGUUGAUGUAAUUGAAUUGACACAAACAGAAUCACUCCCUCUGCCAAGAGCUCUGAGCAUACAACCAACAUGAGCUGCAGUGUCUGAAGCUGCUCCGUUGUGUAUCAGAUCUGAGGAACGGCGCUGUGAGAUCUGUGCAUGUCAAGAUAGCAGAUGUGCUCAACUCAUCAUGGUUACAACAUGCAGAAAAUAUUUGGCCUUCCAAAGCCAGUGUUUUCUCUUGGGUCUGUCUUGGUAUCUUCUUGCUGGUCAGCAAUGUCCAGAGUGAUACACAAAGUGCAGCCCAAUGCUUCUGAGCUCCACAAAAGCUGUGAGAGUGUUUGCAUCAGAGCACAUCAAAUCUUAUCCACCAAACACCUUUAAAAAGACUUAAACAGUUCUUAAGCAGUUGAAAUUCUUUCUGAAGGAGAUAUACUGACUGUUCUAACCUCAGGUGAGUUUUUCUGCUGUCACUGUGAGAAUUUCCAGGUUUUCUGGCUGAAGACCUACUGGUCCAACAGCUCUUGAGACUGCUGAGGUUUUGGACUGUUACUAAAUUCAAGCUAAUAGCUUGGAUAGCAGAGUAUCAAUGAACAACAUUCUCCAGAAAGGUUGUAUUUACAGUUGUAAAAUACAGCUGGAGAAUUUCUGAGGUGAAAGGGCAAGACAUGCAAUGUCUACAACAAAGUAAAGGUUAAAUCCUUUGUUGCUCACACUGCAGUCUGCUAGGGGCUCAAACAUCCCUGGUGGCAUAGUUGAGAGCACUCUUUUGUUCAUGUUUAAUGAUUUAGGACUCUUCAAAUCCAGUUCCCCAGACAGCUGAAUUAACCAGCCUUGAUACUUUUUUUUUUCAUUUAGUAUUUAAGAGGUGUGGGUCCCUUUCAGCUCAGAAUAUUCUAGAAUUCCAACUUGAGGGUAACCUAGUAGGUGAUACAGGUGAUAUAGUUUGGUUUGUAAUCCAGUUUCAAGUGCUGUCUAGUUGAUGAAAAGCCUGCACAUUAGUGCACCUGUUCUUCUGCUAUUUCAAUAUGUAGUUAGGCUUGCAUUAAAAAGCUUAGAUGUACAAA